Toxorhynchites rutilus septentrionalis is the source of this 1219-nucleotide messenger RNA. RefSeq names its product heart- and neural crest derivatives-expressed protein 2 (gene Hand). The transcript is spliced from 5 exons. The record is from RefSeq and is a predicted model, not a curated record. Gene Ontology annotation, biological process: developmental process; regulation of transcription by RNA polymerase II. NCBI's taxonomy places the organism in Eukaryota, Metazoa, Arthropoda, Insecta, Diptera, Culicidae. Gene Ontology annotation, molecular function: protein dimerization activity; RNA polymerase II transcription regulatory region sequence-specific DNA binding; DNA-binding transcription factor activity, RNA polymerase II-specific. Bases 254 to 1087 code for a protein of 277 amino acids.
UCGGUCGAUUAAGUUGGAAUUUCGAGGCUUGACAAUAUCGCGCAAGGUUUUCUAUGGGAAUAAGUGCAUAGUUAUUCGAAAAGUGUUUAUUAUCCAAAGUGUUUGAUAACUGCUUCUUCAAUGGAGAGUAGUUUAUUCGUGAAGGCUACAAAUUGAGUUGAAGAGCAUUAAGAUUUGGUCGUGAAAGAAAAAGUGGAGAAAGAUCUGGUGAAAUACAAAAUUUGAAAAAUCGAAAAUUAUUCAAAUUUGAUCAAUGUAUACCAAAAUGUCAAGUUUUGAAUCCUCGGAUGGUGAAAUUUGUCAGCCAGUUUGUGACUCAGAAUCCUAUUAUGAAACAUCGACCCAUUAUUACACACAGUUGUAUCCGGCGGAUUCACAGAAUACAGGCACUACUCACGUGUUACCCCUGGAUGAGGAAGGCUACUGGGGAUCGCCGUGCAGCUCCAGCGAGUCGCUGGAAAACCGGGGCGAAUAUUCACCUACACAGAAUGUACUAUCCUCGCAGUCCGGUCCGGAGGGAUCGUCUCCGUUUGCGAACCAGUAUCAUCACCAUCACCACGGCCAGCCGGUGUAUUGCCCCGUCGGUUAUGAGAAAACCAGUUACAUAUGCGACGAAGGAUACUACGGAGCAGCUUCCACCACGACUACAGCCAUUGGAGCAGUGUCAUCUUUGACCGCAAACGGGGCUAUCGUUACAGGCACCGGCAUGCCAGUGGUGCGAGUGGUAAAACGACGCAACACGGCAAACAAAAAAGAACGGAGACGAACACAGAGCAUCAACUCGGCAUACACUUCACUGAGGGACCGAAUUCCUAAUGUACCAAAUGACACAAAGCUAUCCAAAAUCAAAACAUUACGGCUAGCAAUCUCCUACAUUGCCCAUCUCCUAGCGGUAGUAAACGGCAACCAAGAUCCGUCAUGUGAUUUCCGAGCGGAACUUGUCCCUUCGUCCCGGAAAAUCAACGCCGAACGGAGAGCUCAGAAAAAUAUGAUGCAAAAUCUUGCGAACGAGGGUAAGAAAAUCAAAGGAAGGACAGGAUGGCCACAGCACGUUUGGGCUUUGGAAACUAAAACAAACCUUAAGUGAAGCGGACAGAUACAACAGUAUCGAUCGCUUUAAUCAAAUAAAUAAGUACGUCUCGCAAAAAAACACUCGUGAUAUUCUAACCGUUCAAUGAGUCUCCAAGUAUGUAAAUAGUUUCCUUUUAUCUGUAGAAUU